Molecule: messenger RNA, 1203 nt
Organism: Naegleria gruberi
Lineage: Eukaryota; Heterolobosea; Eutetramitea; Acrasida; Naegleriidae
Exons: 1
Coding region: 108-1058 (316 amino acids)
Source: RefSeq, a predicted model, not a curated record
UCCAUUGUCUCAGAAUACAUCAAGUUGAAUUUGAUAGAAUUUACGAUUUCAACUCCAAGGAGUAUACUGCUACAACAACAAUAACCAUUCAACCAUCAUCAUAAACAAUGGGCCAACAAAACAAGCGUUCCAGUCUCACAUUGGCUGUCGAUACUUUUGAUGCUAUCAUGCCAAUCGAUACCUCAACAAGACAUGUAAAUAGAAAAUCAAACUCUACUCCAACACCUGUAAAUACCAUGGUAGAGAGAAGAAGAUCCAAAUCAAGUGUGCCUGCUCUUGAAGAACUCAAGAAUCUCAAAGAAGAAUCAGUCAAAGGCUAUAUGAAAGGAAGAAGACCAAGAAAAGAACCAGUUAUGACACAACUCCAAGAAGGAGAAGCUGACCAAACCAAUGAUGAUUCACCACAAAGUCCAAAGAAGAAUAAGAUUGUCUUUACCAAGAUUUUCAAAAAGUCAACUAAAUCCUCUUCACCAACAACAAAAUCAUCACCAGUUGAAGAAACAAUAGUCGUUCCAACAGUAUUUGUUCCACCAACAACAACAGCCUCUGGAAAGAGAGUUAAAAUUACUGGUGCCUAUGUACAUACUCAAAACAAUAGAACACUCGCUCAAUCAUCACCAACAAGCUCACAAAUCCAAACAACAGAUCGUCUCAGAAGUAAAUCUUCACCUGUAAUGUAUUCAAAUGAGACAAGUAUGGUUGUUGGUGGAUAUAUUCAUAAGAGAGCUCAAACUGAUCCAAUCCCAGAUAUGCUUCUCACCUUGACUCCUCCAGCUGAAGAACCAACACUUACAAAGAACAAAUAUUCCAGUCCAUUCUUACCAUCAAUUGAAUUGCCUGCCUCAUCUUCUUCCAAAUCAUUGGAUGAAGAACCAUUUUUCAUUGUUAUUGAUGAACACACAACCUAUAUGGAGAUGCCUCUUACAAAGAAGAACGGUAUCAUUAUUAAGAAGAAGAAGGAAAAGCUUAAGGAAAUGGUACAAGUAUACUAUUUACAAAAAGACGAAUUGGUCAAUAGAACCAGAAGAGAAAUGGCCAAGAGCAAGAGAAGAAGAUAAACAAUUCUCAUCACCAUAAGAUUCACCAAUUGAAUCUCAAACUAUAGUAUACUUCGAGUCCUUCCCUAACCUUCCUAACUGUUAAUAAUCCGAGUCCCAAUUUUGUAUAGUCUUUCUGCGAGCAAUAAACCCUUCUAUAAUUUAU